This is a messenger RNA of Cladocopium goreaui, 592 nucleotides long. NCBI's taxonomy places the organism in Eukaryota, Dinophyceae, Suessiales, Symbiodiniaceae. The record is from the annotation of a GenBank genome assembly.
UCACUUGACCCCUUGACCCGGCUUUGCCCGGCUUUGCCGUGCCAUGGCCGCCAUGGCAGUGCAGCAGGAACUUGCUGACUUGAGCGCAGAGGUCAAAGAACUCCGCCGGGAAGCUUCCAGCAUUGCCAAUGCCACGGAGCAAACCUUGGAUGAAUUGCUGCAACACAUGGAGGCCUUGCAGAAAGUACAGGCAGAUGCUCGUGAUGCCCGUAGCCAAACCCUAAGGGCCCAAAGCCCUGGCGGCCCUGGCAUUCCUGGCCGCAGCUCCAGGAUGAAUGUUGGCCAACGGCCGCGGCCCCAGGUGCUUGACGCGUCUAGUGAUGGGCCCUGGAAAUCCCGCUUUGAAAACUUUAUCUUGAAACAGCGGGAGCAAGCGGAGAGGUUGGCGGCAGCAUCUUCAGAUGAAACCAGCCAGCGCCUAGAGCAAGCGCUAGCCGAUGCGACCUUUGUAAUCGAAGAUGCAGAUUGCACACCAUCAAUGCGAAGGUUUCUGAUGACGACCUUGCAGAUGUUAAAUGCAUUAGCUGCUGCUGAAUCCCGGCGGCGGAGUUUGUUAGCCCCGUGAAGGGUCUUGAAUGCAUGGCAUUGGAGG